This is a messenger RNA of Paramecium tetraurelia, 1932 nucleotides long. RefSeq lists its product as uncharacterized. Gene Ontology annotation, molecular function: oxygen binding; heme binding. The record is from RefSeq and is a predicted model, not a curated record. NCBI's taxonomy places the organism in Eukaryota, Ciliophora, Oligohymenophorea, Peniculida, Parameciidae. The transcript has 3 exons.
AUGAUUCGUAGAGAUUCUGGUGAAAUGUAAUAACAUGCUUUUAGCCAACCCUAUUUAUGCAAGUCGACCAAAGAAAUUCAAACAUUCAGAAAAGAAUAUUAUUUCUAAAAAUUGCCUUCUUUAGAUUCUCCUUAGUCGAAUAAUUCUUGGUAAGUCAGGAAAGGAGGAUCUGCUAAAUGCAUAGACACAGAUAGAGUAAAUUCAGCACUGAAAUCACUUACACCUUAGCAGUAAAAGUAGAAAAAAAAUUCAACAAUAUAAAUUGAAGAGUCCACUUAAUUUGAUCUUGGUUCGAGUAGAAAUUUUCAAAGAUUAUUUACUGUUAAGAAUCAUAACAAAUCAACUACUGGCAGUGUAAAAAUUCAGAGAGAUGAUAAUACAAAUACUAUUACAAAUCAUGUUGUGUUGAGGAAAUCACAUUAUCAUUAGACCUAAUAAAUUUAAUAAUCAUAAUAAUAGGCACAGUAAUAAUAAUGUCCAUUUUAAUCUGGCAAAUCCCUCAAAGACAUCAUAUCAUAAUUCACAGAUAAAAAGACAAAAAAUGGAAUAACACGUCAUAGUGAAUUUGAAAAAAUGGAAGGAUUGGACGACUACACCAAAGAAUUAGGCUCCAUUCUAAAUGACGAUAAUCUAAUUGGACCAAUUCUAAGAGAUGUUAGUGAAAUGAAAGGAGUUGUUAAAUCACUAAUAGAUUUAAGCAAUGGUAAUAAACUGUCUUAUAAUUUUGAAACCUUAAAACAAUUGCACUCAACUCUAAAGAUCACCGAUCAAAUGUUCAAUCGAUUCAAAUAUCUCUAUCUUAAAUACUUAAUUUAAUUGAAAGUUAAAAUCGAUACGGUCUUUAAGUGUGCUUAAGCAGUUGAGUUCUACAGAGGAGCUAUCGUCUCUGAGUCUCGUUCUGUAUAACAUGUGAAAGAUAACGUCAGGUCUAUUGCCAAAAAUAUGUAUAGUCAGAUAUUUGAAGACUUUUCUCUGAGUCCAUUAUUCAAAGGAACAAAAUAAGAAGAAUAAGCAUUGAAAUUCAGUAGGAUCUUUGGGUUUAUUUUGGGAUCAGCUGAAUCUACAAAUUAUGUUAUGGACUCCAUGAGAGAUUUUCAUAAGAGUUUUGAAAUUACAUCAGUAUAAUAUUCGAUCUUUAAAUACUAUUUAUCAGGUUCAUUAUCAAAACACACUCAAAAGGAAGUUAUUUGGUAUGUUUUAGAGUAGACUGAUGCUUAUAAAGCAGCUGUCAUUAAUUAAGAUAGUAUUAAAGAUUUAGUCUACAAGCAAUAAGGAUUUGAUAAUUUUACUAAUGAAUUUCUAAAAUUAUGUUAACAAGAUUAAUUUAUCUUUAAGAACUUUAUUCAUAAAGUUGGAUUUGAUUAGUUUGUAGAACACACUAAGUACUUUUUACAUUAUGCUUUUAAUAAAUAAAAUAACUGUUUUACAUUAGAUGAUCUGCAAUCAUUUCAUUGUUAACAUUCAAUCAAUAUUAAUUUAUACUAAAGUAUCAAAGAUAAAAUGAUGCUCUUACUAUCCAAAUUGAAUCCACAGAGAGUUAUAUUUUAAGACUUUGAAGAAGAAUUCGAUUUGAUACUGCCAUACAUAACAAAUUAAAAAUUACCUUGCGAUAUUGUAGGUGAGAGAUUGUGUGAAUUUAUCCCUAUCGUUUCGGAUGAGUUGAAAUCAAAUGUAGAAAUUAAGAACAUCUUUGAUAGCAAUGAUGUAAAUGUGAAUAAAGUUGUUUUAAAGAAAUUUGAAUAUUUAUUAUCAGGUAGAAAAUAUUUUAAGAGAUCUGAUAUCCAAGCAAUUCACUCAAGACUCAAGAUAAGUGAACAUAUAUUUGAAAGGUUUGUCCAUCUUAUCGAAAAAGCCAUAAGGCAAUAUGAUACUUCAUUAAUGUGGAUGAUCGAUGCAAUAAAGCUUUGGAAAUAUAUUAUCAUCACAGUUUGA